This is a messenger RNA of Canis lupus familiaris (dog), 1055 nucleotides long. RefSeq names its product CD28 molecule (gene CD28). NCBI's taxonomy places the organism in Eukaryota, Metazoa, Chordata, Mammalia, Carnivora, Canidae. Bases 74 to 739 code for a protein of 221 amino acids. The record is from RefSeq and is marked validated. The transcript has 4 exons. Gene Ontology annotation, cellular component: membrane; external side of plasma membrane. Gene Ontology annotation, biological process: immune response; T cell activation; positive regulation of T cell proliferation.
CAUCCUCAGCUCCCCUCACACUUUGGGCUCCUCAGGGAGGAGGGGGCUGGAGCCCUGGACCACCGUUAGCACAAUGAUCCUCAGGCUGCUUCUGGCCCUCAACUUCUUCCCCUCGAUUCAAGUAACAGAAAACAAGAUUUUGGUGAAGCAGUUGCCCAGGCUUGUGGUAUACAACAAUGAGGUCAAUCUGAGCUGCAAGUAUACCUACAACCUCUUCUCAAAGGAGUUCCGGGCAUCCCUUUAUAAGGGAGUAGAUAGUGCUGUGGAAGUCUGUGUUGUGAAUGGAAAUUACUCCCAUCAGCCUCAGUUCUACUCAAGUACAGGAUUCGACUGUGAUGGAAAACUGGGCAAUGAAACAGUGACAUUCUACCUCCGGAAUUUGUUCGUUAACCAAACGGAUAUUUACUUUUGCAAAAUUGAGGUCAUGUAUCCACCUCCUUACAUUGGCAAUGAGAAGAGCAAUGGGACCAUUAUCCAUGUGAAAGAAAAACAUCUUUGUCCAGAUGAGCUGUUUCCUGAUUCUUCUAAGCCAUUUUGGGCACUGGUGGUGGUUGGUGCAGUCCUAGUUUUCUAUAGCUUGCUAGUAACAGUGGCUCUUUGUGCCUACUGGAUAAAGAGUAAGAGUAGCAGGAUCCUUCAGAGUGACUACAUGAACAUGACCCCCCGGAGGCCGGGGCCCACCCGAAGGCACUACCAACCCUAUGCCCCAGCACGCGACUUUGCAGCAUACCGCUCCUGACAUGGACGCCUAUCCAGAUGCGAGCCGGCUGGCAGCUCUUCACCUGCUCAACACAACUGCUCUGGAUAGGAAAAACCCGCCUCGUCUUCAGCCGGCCAUGGGCUCCUUUUAGGGGCUCUUAUUAGGCCACCGAUGCCAAUUUUUCUUGAAUGACUAUACCAAAUAACAUUAUUUUGAGACUCUGAAAUGAAGUUAAAGAAUAUUACUGUGGCAGGCUCUAUCUUGCAGUGCCAUGACCCAAAUUCCAACUUACCAUGUAUUUAUUGACUUGAGGUUACAGUAGAAAACAAAACAAAAAAAGCAAUGGAUUCUAUUA